AGAGAUACGGACAUUCAUGAUGAACAGAGCAAAACGUAACAAAACCAAUAAGAGUGCCAUUUCAUUGCUCCAGUGAGAAUUUUAUGGAAUCGGUUUUAUGUUCCUGUGGAUGUCAACGCAAGCCCUACAUGGUGUUCAACGACACAGAUGUCAUUUUGGAAAGUGCAACAAAUUGGUCGAAAACCACAGAAAAGAGUGCACGGGCAAACAGUUUCCAUGCAAAUGCAGAGACAAUUGUCCUUGGAGUAUUUUUAUUCCUCCUCAUAUUUCUAACCAUCUUAGGCAAUUCGCUGGUUCUGUUAGCUAUGAUUGUGAAGAAGAAACUACGAACUGUUUCAAAUAUGUUCAUAGUAUCGUUAAGUCUUACCGACUUUUUAUUGGGAUCUAUCGUAAUGAUACCAUCUGCACUGCAGAUAAUAUUUCAAGAAUGGAUCUUUCAACAUGAGUUUUGUUCCGUAUGGGUAUCAUUUGACGUAAUGUUGUCCAGUGCUUCUGUGUUAAAUGUUUGUCUAAUCAGCAUAGACCGAUAUAUCUCCAUUCUAACCCCUCUCAGAUACAAAACAGUGAUGACAUUCCAGAAAGCUUUCUUAAUGCUGAUAAUUGCAUGGAGCAUAGCAAUUCUUUCGUCUUUCGUUCCAAUAAUGAAUGGCCUUCACAAUCCUGACGUCCCCUCCUUAAAGAAUUUAACUCUAUUUUCCAGCACUCCGCAGUGUUUGUUCAUUAUCAGUGGAAUAUAUGGCGUAAUCGCCACACCCGUAACGAUUUUAUGUCCAAUUAUCAUAGCCAUUGUACUUUAUUACCGUGUUUCAAAGGAAGCAAAACGACAAGCAUUUUUCGUGGGAACUCUUCUUACCCCAGGAAAUGUUCUUUUGAGACAGCAUGUGCCAGCUAAACACCUGAGGGAACCACUCACCCGUAAGGCUACGGUGACGCUGGGGACAAUUGUCGGUGCUUACGUCACAACAUGGUCCCCGUUUCUGUGUGCCAAUAUCGUAGAGGGAUUCUGUCAGUGUAUUCCUGGAAAGUUGUUUACAGCCUUUGUUUGGUUGGGAUAUUGUAACAGCUUAAUUAACCCAAUUAUUUAUCCCUUAUUUAUGAAAGAUUUCAGGAAAGUGUACGUUUUAGCCCUGUCGAAGUGCUGUCCGUUCUUGCAUAAAAUAAAACAUUUUAGAAUAGAACAUAAGUUAUAUGAGGGAAUUAAGCACCCGACUCUUUAAAGCAAUAUGAGCUGCAUUUUUGAAAAUUUUAUUUUGCUGUUAAAAUGUGUUAUUAUGAUAAAUAAGUAUGUAACUUAAACCUUUAUGAUCAAUUAGACUAAGAUAAAGCAGAAGAAAGACAGACUUCUAUACACAAUGCAAUAUACAGUUUUUUGUAAGAAAUCAUUUUUGGGACGACAAUAAUGUUAUUUUGCUUCAGUUGAAGCUUAUAAAUAGUUCUUCCAUCGCAAAUAUGAACAACAGAAGUUUAUUAACGUUAUUUUUUUCUGUCAUUAAAAUAGUUAUUUACAAUUUUGCAACAAAAAUUCCGACAUCAAAGUUGCAGCUCAUAUUGCUUUAAAACAUCUACUUUAUCACCAACGAAGUGAUGUUAUUCAGUUUUAGUAUGUUUAUAUUAUGCUGUUGACAAUUUUUCACCCCAAUAAUUAAAAUAAAUAUUAAAAAUAUUACAGUA
This is a messenger RNA of Saccostrea cuccullata (small rock oyster), 1671 nucleotides long. RefSeq names its product 5-hydroxytryptamine receptor 6-like. Gene Ontology annotation, biological process: G protein-coupled receptor signaling pathway, coupled to cyclic nucleotide second messenger; chemical synaptic transmission. The record is from RefSeq and is a predicted model, not a curated record. Gene Ontology annotation, molecular function: G protein-coupled serotonin receptor activity; neurotransmitter receptor activity. Bases 84 to 1217 code for a protein of 377 amino acids. NCBI's taxonomy places the organism in Eukaryota, Metazoa, Mollusca, Bivalvia, Ostreida, Ostreidae. Gene Ontology annotation, cellular component: dendrite; plasma membrane. The transcript has a single exon.